This is a messenger RNA of Penicillium robsamsonii, 486 nucleotides long. RefSeq lists its product as uncharacterized. Gene Ontology annotation, molecular function: nucleic acid binding. The record is from RefSeq and is a predicted model, not a curated record. The coding region runs from base 1 to 486 and encodes 161 amino acids. Lineage: Eukaryota; Fungi; Ascomycota; Eurotiomycetes; Eurotiales; Aspergillaceae. The transcript has a single exon.
AUGUUUUGGGCUGCAUUUUCUGGCGCUACCCGGCGUACGGGGCUUAUCCCGCUCUUUGGAGACCCUAAUGCUGAGCGUACUGGCGUCACUGCCUUGGUUAUUGAAGAUUUAUACCGCCGGAUCUUACCUAUCUUGGUUAUAAAUCAGGAUAGCAUUUUUCAGCAUGAUAAUGCUCCAACACAUACCGCGUACGUCGUACGGGAUGCUUUAGCUGAGAUGCAAAUUGAGGUUAUGGAAUGGCCUCCUCAUUCGCCUGAUUUAAAUCCAAUUGAGAACCUCUGGGCGUUACUAAAAGCCAAGAUCUACGAGCUUCGACCUGAUCUCUUACAUAUGGGGAAUAAUGACACGACAAAGGAGAUACUGGUGGCGACAGCGCAGCAGGCAUGGGACGAAUUAGAGCUACGCCACUUGAAGCAUCUCUCUGAGACGAUGCCGCACCGUGUAGAAGCUAUUAUUGAGAGCCAGGGAUGGUAUACGCCGUACUAG